This is a messenger RNA of Cucurbita pepo subsp. pepo (vegetable marrow), 2207 nucleotides long. RefSeq names its product calmodulin calcium-dependent NAD kinase. NCBI's taxonomy places the organism in Eukaryota, Viridiplantae, Streptophyta, Magnoliopsida, Cucurbitales, Cucurbitaceae. The record is from RefSeq and is a predicted model, not a curated record. Gene Ontology annotation, molecular function: kinase activity; ATP binding.
AUAAUUUUACACCACAAAGAAAUAUUAACUAUAAAUAAACAAUUUUGGAUCAAAUAACAUUUCUAGAAAUUUGAGUUUAGCCUAUAAAUAGCCAUUGGUAUUUCUAGUUUUCUUCUCUUUGUCAUCUUCAAAUUCUACCAAAAAAAACGACCAAAAAUAGCAAAUGCAGUUCCAGCUAUUGAAAAGCUCAAACUAAAUGAACAAGAAAUAAGUUAUCCCAUUGAAGGCAAAUUGAUGAUUCUACGCUUACAAUCUCACUAUUCAUUCCGACGUUUCAAAAUAACUACACAGAGGUAACAUGCAACCCCAAAAACAAUUCAAACGAAUUGAACAGAAUGUUCCUGCAUCCACCUUCUUCUUAUUCUUCUCUCGGUCGAUCGCAAAUUAGAGAGAACAACUUCGAAGUCGAAGGCAUUUCGUAAAAUUUUAAAAACAUGCAGAAAGAUAGCGGCAGCAAACCGAGCUUUGCGCAGAUUGUUUGGGCUUCUUCGAUUGGAUUGAUCAUCAUUGCAGCAAUGCAUUAUCGAAUCAGGAAGCUACGGGAUCAAAAGAUCAUCCCUCGUUUGAAAGUUUCAGAUACGGGCCGCGUUGAAAAGCUCGAGAGCUUUCCCCAUUAUGUAGCAAGGCAAAUGGGAUUCAAGGAUAUAAAUGAGUGCCCACAUCUCUGCAAGUUAGCCUCAGAGUACAUAGCCAAAUCCGACGAAUGUGAAGAUGAUAUCUAUUCCUUUUUCUCAAGCGAGCUGCACGCAGAUUCACUCUUCGUCAAACUUGUGGAAGAAUUUGAACGAUGCAUUCUCAGUUACUUUGCGUUCCAUUGGAAUCAAACGGAUAUUAUGAUUAGCCAGAUUUUGAGUUCUGAUCACCAGGAGCCGAAGAAGAAGCUCAGAAACAUUGUAAUGGCUGCAACCAGGGAACAGAGGUUUCAGAGGGUGACAAAGAACCUGAAAGUUGCAAGAGUGUUUACAACUUUAGUUGAGGAGAUGAAAGCAAUGGGACUCGCAUCCACCGACGACUCUCAAUGCACCGAGGUGAUGGUUCCGAUGGCUCACGCCGAUAGAAGUCCAAUGCUCCUCUUCAUGGGCGGCGGGAUGGGGGCAGGGAAGAGUACUGUGCUCAAGGACAUUCUCAAAGAGCCCUUCUGGGUAGGAGCAGGACCUAAUGCAGUAGUAAUUGAGGCAGAUGCUUUUAAAGAAUCAGAUGUAAUUUAUAGAGCUCUUAACUCAACAGGCCACCAUCACGACAUGCUCCAAACAGCCGAACUGGUGCACCAAUCAUCCACAGAUGCAGCUUCAUCACUUCUAGUGACAGCAUUGAACGAGGGACGAGACGUAAUCAUGGAUGGAACGUUGUCGUGGGUACCGUUCGUAGUACAGACAAUUACGAUGGCUAGAAACGUCCACCGCCGACGUUAUCGAAUGGGAGUUGGCUAUAGGGUCGAGGACGAUGGCACUGUAACCGAAAACUAUUGGGAACGAAUAGAAGAUCAAGAACAAGAUCGAGUUGGGGGCAAGAAAAGAAGACCAUACAGAAUUGAACUUGUUGGAGUUGUUUGUGAUGCUUAUUUAGCUGUCACAAGAGGCAUAAGGAGAGCUCUCAUGUGUAGAAGAGCAGUAAGAGUAAAAUCUCAACUGAAAUCCCACAAGAGAUUUGCAAAUGCUUUCCUAACAUAUUGUCAAUAUGUUGAUACUGCAAGGCUAUAUUGCACCAAUGCUUUGGAAGGCCCACCAAAGCUCAAAUUGAUAGGCCUCAUCUUGGUUCCUAGAAGUACUUCUGAGCUUGGAAAAUUCAAUGUAAUAAUGCUGCUACUAUAGUGUCUCAAUUUAAAUAUGUUUGUACUAUUGUAUCUUGAUUUGGUAUGGCUAGUACAGAACCAUGUAAGACACUCUUUAUUCCCAAGACUCUAGUUGACUCUUCUAAGUUGUAUCCUGUCGAGGAAGCUAGAUAUUACAGGGAAUUGUUGGUGCAUUUCCUAACUUAACCUUCAUAACACUAGACACUUUAUGCUGCGAGUAUUUCACAAUAUAUGCAUACCCCUGUUUCUACCUGGCUCAUUGUCGUUAAAUCCUUUUUUCGAUAUCUAAGGAGCACAAUGAAUUCUGAGCUUUUCAUUCAACAAAUGCAAAUCAAAAUUCUCAAAUUCAAAACACAUAUUUUUCAUAAAUAUAAUAAGUCCUUGACGUUAAAAGAUAGGGAGAAAACUAAGGCUG